Messenger RNA from Yarrowia lipolytica CLIB122, 1266 nucleotides. RefSeq lists its product as uncharacterized. The record is from RefSeq and is a predicted model, not a curated record. NCBI's taxonomy places the organism in Eukaryota, Fungi, Ascomycota, Dipodascomycetes, Dipodascales.
AUGUUCAGACUUUUGCUCAAUUCGAUUCUGCUGAUCGCGGCCGUCAUCAUCGGGGUGGCCAACUACAAUGGCUUGCCCACCUCUGCUCUGGACGUGCGAGAUUCUCUACUUCCCAUGAUGUGGAGAUACUCGGGAAUCGAGCCCGUCAACAACAACUGUCACGUGGUGGAGGGCGUGGAGGCGUGUGAGGACGCCAAGUACGACGAGGAGAGUGGACUGGUGUUCAUGGCGUGCGGUAACGCCGAGGCUCGAAAAAAGUGGUUCCCUGGAACCGGAUUCUUCAUGGACCCCGAGACUGCUCGACACCAGGUGGACCAGAUCUUUGUGUUCGAUCCCAAGACUGAGAAGAUCCAGAACGUGCACGUCAAGGACUUUGAGGGUCAUACUUUUACCUCCCACGGUCUCGACGUGUUCACUCUCAAGGAUGGAACCAAGAUCAUUGCCGCUGUCAACCACAAGGCUGACGCUUCGGUCAUCUCCUUCUUCAAGGUCAACCACCCUGGAGAAGUUGCUUACAUUGGCGAAAUCAAGGAUGACCUUCUCAAGAUCCCCAACUCCGUUGCUCUGUUCUACACCCCCGAGGGCCAGCUGGGCUUUGUGGCUACCAAUGACCAUGUGGAGCGUGAGGGACCCAAGCGUCAGGUGGCUGAGAUUCUUGGUCUCAAGGCUACCUAUCUCGUCUAUUGCGCUGUUGACAUUGACAAUGGAGUCACUGGAAAGUGCCACAAGGUCGCCGAUCAUCUUGUCUAUCCCAACGGUAUUGCUCAUAUCCCCGGCACUCACGACUUUGUGCAGUCCGACUCUCGAGACGCCAAAAUCAAGCACUGGAGCUGGAACUCCACGUCGCAGAAGCUGGAUCUCAACUCGGCUACCAUGGUCGGAGCACCCAUGGAUAACGUGCGUGUAAUUCCCGGCACCAAGGACGUCAUGGUGGCAGCCUUCCCCAAUGUGCUCCAGGUGAUGCACAAGUACAAAAACAUGGAUGACAAGAACUCUCGGGUCAAGACUGUUGGUCUGCGACUCAAUCACAACGAGGGCUACAAGAUCCCCCACGUGAUCCACAAGUCCAACGACGACUAUGGCGUCUUUGUCAACACUGUCUACAACUACUUCCCCAAGGAGAACAAGAUUCUGGCUGGUUCGUGUUUCGCCAAAGGUCUAGUUGUCUGUAACGGUCCUGAUGGAGCCCAGGCCCAGAAGAUUGUCGAGGAGGAGGUCAACAAGAACGUUGAUAUUGACGAGGAUGAGGAGGAGGAUGAGGACUAA